GCAACAGUGACACUGACAGCAACUCCACAAGAAAGUCUGCCGUGCGUAAAGCUGUUUGUUCACUGAACACGAGGCGGAGCUGCCGUAAAUCCUCUGCUGGCAGUAAAGAAGAUCCUGGAGCUACAUUCUGUAUUCAAGGCGACAUUAGCAUGGACAUGACCGAGGCUCAGACUGGAAGGAUUGUUGGAAUCACACAUCCAGAUGAUCCUCCUCAGCGUCUUCACCCGGCAGGUGCCGACCUAAAGACCAAUCAGGGAUAUGGAAUGUGUAGCACGAAUGAGUCCAGCACAGUCUGCCCUGAAGCUGACGUCAGCAUGGACAUGACGGAGACUCAGACUGGUAGGAUUCACACCGGGAAACAACAGGCUGGUCCAACCAGAGGCAGGGCUUCGCUAGCAGCCAAUGGAAGAAGGCCAUCCACCGCCGCACCAACCUCUAACAGUGAAGACACUAUCUGUCUAGAUGGAGACAUAAGCAUGGACAUGACUGAAGCUCAGACUGGGAGGAUUUUUGGGGUCACACCUUCGGAUGCAGCUCCUCUGUCUGUCCUUUCCACCACUCAACCCUUUUCUCCAGAGGAUGGUAAUUCAAAGAGCAAACAGAGAUAUGAGAGUCAUGGUGCACCUAGAGUCAGAGCUUCACUGGCAUUUAAUGCGAGAAGGCCAUCCACAGCUGCACCACCCUCAAACGACCUCUCUACUCUGACCUGUCCAGACGGUGACAUAAGCAUGGAUUUGACUCGGGCACAGACUGGGAGGAUUGUGGAAAUCGCACUUGCACACGAUGACCCUCAUUUGUCCUCACAAGGCGUGUACCCACAGGGUAGUGAUCUGAAGAUCCAAACAGCCCAGAUGACUUCCAAACAGAUGGAACAUUUUGCAACAGAUUCAGUUCUUCCUCAAACCAACAAACAGCAGUUUGGCGCCACCUGGGGGAGACCGUCAUUAGCACCUCAUGCAAAAAUGCCAUCCACAGUUGCACCACCCUCAAACGCCAGACGCUCCACUGUGGUCUGCCCUGAUGGUGACGUCAGCAUGGACAUGACGGAGACUCAGACUGGUAGGAUUGUUGGACUCACACCUGCAGAUGAUCCUCAGUUGUUUGUGGCUUCACCAGACGUGUACCCAGAAACUCGUGACCUGAAACGCCAGACGGAGUCAGUCCUUUACACCAGGAAACAGCAGGCUGGUCCAACCAGAGGCAGAGCUUCGCUAGCAUUUAAUGCAAGAAGGCCAUCCACAGCUGCACCACCCUUAAACGAUGACCCCUCCACUGUGACCUGUCCAGACGGUGACAUAAGCAUGGAUCUGACUCGGGCCCAGACUGGGAGGAUUGUGGAAAUCGCACUUGCACAUGAUGACCCUUAUUUGUCCUCACAAGGCGCGUACCCACAAGGUAGUGAUCUGAAGAUCCAAACAGCCCAGACGACUUCCAAACAGACAGGACAUUUUGCAACAGAUUCAGUUCUUCCUCAAACCAACAAACAGCAGUUUGGCUCCACCUGGGGGAGACCGUCAUUAGCACCUCAUUCAAAAAUGCCAUCCACAGUUGUACCACCCUCGAACGCCAGACGCUCCACUGUGGUCGGCCCUGAAGUUGAUGUGAGUAUGGACAUGACUGAAGUUCAGACUGGGAGGAUUUCUGGCGUCAUGCCAAUAGACGAUCCUCCUCAGCCUCCGUCUGCUGCACCCAAAUACGACAAACGUGGUCCAAACGGACACCAAACUCCAUCAGCAUUAAUUGCGAAAACGCCGUCCACUGCUGCACCGUUCACCAACUAUCAGGAAUCAGACACGGUGGACGAUGGCUGCGAUGUCAGCAUGGACAUGACUGAGGCUCAGACUGGGGGGAUUCUGGGAGUCAGUGGCGCUGAUGAUCCAACUCAGUCUCUGUCCACCUCACAAGGUGCCUUCCAACAAAAUGAUGAGGCAGCCAAAUUAAACCUGCAGAGUGCUGACCCGCCUGGAGCGUCAGUGUUCACAGGUGCAAAAAAGUCUUUGGUGGAGAGACGGCAGAUGACUGACUCAAAGGUUGAGGAAGAACAGCUGCGUACAGAUCAGGCCGUUCCAAAUGUUAUGAGCUGCCUCGGCCGCAAAUCAGAAGUGAUUCUUCCACGGCAGGACCCGCUCCUUAAAUUCACCCACAGAAACACGGAUUUACCUUCGACCGUGAAGACGACGCAGAGAAACAGGUCUCUGACGGCACGUGGUCGAAGCCUCGGAUUUAAAAGCUCCUUCCCUCUGACAGGCCUUCCCUGGACCAACGCUGCUAUCACCAAACCAGUAACCACUGCUGACCAGCAGCCUCUGCCAGGUGGAAUGGAGCAGCCUGAGGAGAAUGCUGCACACGUGACCGUGGACGUGGCUCCAGCCAGGGACGACCACUCACAGAAUGAAACCACCAGAGAUUUUCCUGGUGGUAAUAUGAGCAUGGAUAUGACCGACGUCCAAACAGGCCACAUUCCUGGACCAACUAGUGAUGUCUCUCCAACAGCAGAGCCAGGCCCUGAUCUAACAAAGACUACUUUACUCCAGGGUAACACACAGAUGGAUACACACCCCCAUGAGGCCGUGAACAGGGAAACGCCUGAGGACAAGAGUGAACCAAAAAAAACUGAGAGUCUGUCCGGUGCUGCCGUUGAGCAAAAUACAGAGGAGCCAUGUUCACGUAAGUCCAGGAGGAUUAGUUUAGCUAAUCUUCAAUCCAAAGCAAGGCGUCUGAGUCAAAUGAUAAAUGCAGCUCCAGAAGCCUUCGCCCUGGAGGGCGCCACAGCAACGUUACCGCAGACGGACCAAGACUCUGACCUGAAAACCUUGAAGGACAAAACUCUGCCCUUGCCUUCUGCGGCACCUGGACCUGUUAGAGACGUCACCUGGUCCAAACCUCAGGAUUCCUCAAAGGAUGAGUGUCCCACCCCAGAGGAGGUGUUUCCCACGACUCCUCACCACCUGAAGACCAAACUCAUGUCCAGACUCUCGGUGGGAGCCUUCAAGCCAAAACUCCCCCAGAGAAACACCUCCAGUGAUACGAAGAAGAAGAACUCAGACGACGACGUUACCAAAGCCAUGACUGUGAACCUCACGGCCCAUUUGGGCGACGGCGACAACGAUGUGAGCGACAUUUACGAGGAAGAACUCGGGAGUUAUGAGGAUGUUUCAGAAACGCUGGACAACAGCAGCCCACCGAAGCUGGACUCAAAAGAGCCGGAAGAGGACGACGUACCAGAGGAGGAAGCUGUUGCCGGUAAAAAGAGACCUCUGCCAAAAGACGAGAACAGAGGGGAUGAGAACAUGAAGAGGAGGAGAUCAUCCACUGAGAGCAGCGCUGAUGUCGUAGGAAUGCACCACCAAAGUCUGCAGGAGUUUGACAGUAACUCAGCCCCGAACACCACCACACACACCACCGACUACUCCAGCAGCAGUCACGCGUCCAGCAUGAGGUGUGAGGGCACAUUCGAGUCAACUUUCAAGCAAAGUAUGUUUGAGUCGCAGCUGGAAGACUACACCAGUGAAACCCAGAGGAAACUGGACGACGGCUCCAUGACGGUGUUAGAGUUCCUCAAGCUCUUCAACAUUGACUUUGUUAUCCACAAUCCUCGGCAGAGCGUGCUUCCUGGGAAAAUUCCAUCAGAGACGCAGCGAACACAGAUGGACGUGCUGAAGGACAGACACAUCAGUCUUCCACGGCAGCUGGUCUACGAGGAAGACGUUCAGGAGCUGAAAGAAAAGGUGGAGGGGUUGAAGAUGAGAAUGCAGGACCUCGACAAACCUCUAAGGAUGGUCAACAAGGAUUUGUGGGAGGAGUUGAGAGAUUCCUCGGAGAAAGAGCUCAAAUCCUUUGGUUCGAGUCUGAAAGAGAGAAAUAACUUCUACAAAAAGAUGGGAAAAGCCCGGUCACAUGAGAUGAAGGAGGUCCUCUACAGGAACCUCGUGCAGACGAAUCAGGAGGAGCAGCAGAAACUGAGAGGAACCAUUGACAGAGCAGAUGAGAUGAUCAGGAGUCUGGACGAGUGCAUCAGUCAGCUGGAGUCAGAACUGGCUGAGAUUGAAGAAAAGGGUUCUGAGGAAAAACCCAGUCUGAAAACCCUACAACAAGAAUUGGAGACGGUCACUAAAGCUGUGGCUGAAAAUGAAAGACAACAGUCUGAGUUGGAGCUGCAGAAUAAGCAGAACUCAAGUAAAACAGAGAGGCUGAAGGUGGAGACGAAGAACCUGAGGAAGCACGUGGACACGCUGCAUCGGAUCACUGAAUGGACGUUUGGAGACAGGACGGACGACAGCACCGUCUACUCCUUUCUCUACGACUCUGUGCAUCUCCAGGUGGAUUAUGGGAAGUCACAGGAAACAGCUGAUGGUCAUUCUGAGAGGGAAAUAAAAGACAUCGCCUUCAAACUUCGACUGAACGGUCAGACGUCCGAGUGUCACGCUCGUCUCGUUCAUAAACUGGUCUCUCAGUUCGUCAGGGGUCAGAGGUCCUUGGUGGAGAAGUACCCGACAAGUGGACAUGUUCCCAAGUUGCUUCACGACGUCUCCCUGGUGGUGAGUCGCUGCCGACUGCUGGGAGAAGAACUUCGUCUGCUGAAGAUGUGGGGGGCCACGAAGCUCGAUAUUUUGGACCUGACCUGUUUGGAUACUCAAGUGCACGUGGUCUUCAGCAGCCUCAAGAAAUUGUCAAAGUUCCAGGUGGUCUUCUCCAUCACUUUAAAGCAGCGCCUCUGUGUGGUCAAGCUGGAGCGCUGCAGUAACAUUUACGGACAGGCAGAGAUUCAGAAGAUCGACGACAUCGUGGCGUCGUUCACUCCGGGCAGAAACGUCUUCACGAAGAUUAUAAAGAGGAUUCACGCUGAUCUUCUCAGAUAAGAACAUUACAUGAUAUGGUUCAUAUCUGUUUUAACAUCAUUACUUCAUGUCGUCUUUGUUUCAUAUUAUUGUAUAGAUUUUUAUGUUAUGUGUGUACUGUACAUAAAGUAGCUCCUGUGGUGUGUUUUUUAGCUAAUAAAGUUAGAUUAUAGUACUUAUAAUUGCCACGCCUCGGAGAAGAAUGUGAUUAAAUAUAAUAACUUCAGAAUAAUUCAGGUUUAACAAACUAGUUCUGUCCUGAAGUUAUUUUUUUAUCACUACAAUUCACUUCAUUUACUUUGUUUACGUGCAGUUUUCACAGUGGCCACUAGAUGGUACUCAUGUCUGUCUUUUCUGUGCUGUACUUUCUUUCCUUGUAAAAACGAAUGUCAGUGUAAAUAUCAAAUACAAUCUGCAGGUUUUCUAUCUUCUA
Cynoglossus semilaevis (tongue sole) is the source of this 5271-nucleotide messenger RNA. RefSeq lists its product as uncharacterized. Bases 150 to 4859 code for a protein of 1569 amino acids. The record is from RefSeq and is a predicted model, not a curated record. The transcript is spliced from 19 exons. Gene Ontology annotation, biological process: protein localization to kinetochore; attachment of spindle microtubules to kinetochore. Lineage: Eukaryota; Metazoa; Chordata; Actinopteri; Pleuronectiformes; Cynoglossidae. Gene Ontology annotation, cellular component: nucleus.